Molecule: messenger RNA, 1701 nt
Organism: Nicotiana tabacum (common tobacco)
Lineage: Eukaryota; Viridiplantae; Streptophyta; Magnoliopsida; Solanales; Solanaceae
Product: 7-deoxyloganetic acid glucosyltransferase-like
Molecular function (GO): quercetin 3-O-glucosyltransferase activity; quercetin 7-O-glucosyltransferase activity
Source: RefSeq, a predicted model, not a curated record
CUUCAUCGAAACCACCAAACCGACUGGACAAGAAAGUUCCUUCCUUUCUACUACUAAUAAUCAAUCAGGAUUUUGUAGUGGCCAAGAAAGAAUGGCACUUCCUCACGUGCUCAUUUUCCCCUUACCUAUUCAAGGUCCUGUGAAUUGCAUGCUAAAACUAGCUGAGCUCUUCUGCCUUCAUCACCAAGAAAUUCAUGUCACUUUUCUCAACUCUGAGCAUAUUCAGCAACGCCUGCUGAAUUGCACGGAUGUUCAAAUCCGCUUCAAGAAAUACCCGAACUUCAAAUUUAUGACAAUUCCGGAUGGACUAGCAGAAGAUAAUCCAAGAACUGGAGAUCAAGUAAGAAAUCUGGUGAAAGGUGUAGAAGAUGUGAGCAGCCCACUGUUGAGAGAGAUGGUAACUUCUGGUUUACUAAGUCCAAAUUCUGAGAAGCCAGUUACUUGUCUUUUGGUUGAUGGAAUUGUUACCUUUGCUGUUGAUAUUGCCAAAGAGGUUGGGAUCCCACUUCUUUAUUUUGAUACUAUUAGUCCUUGUGCUCUUUGGACUUGCUUAUGCGUUCCAAAACUCAUUGAAGCUGGGGAAAUUCCUUUCAAAGGAAAUGACUUGGAUGCUUUAGUAAAUAAUGUGCCUGGAAUGGAAGGUGUGAUCAGGCGCCGAGACCUGCCCAGUUUCUGCCGUGCACCUGACCUUAAUAACCCCACUAUCCAACGUAUUGUCAAGGAGGGGAAACAUAUUGUCCAAGCCCAAGGUCUAAUAUUCAACACAUUUGAGGGCCUUGAAGGGCCCAUUCUCCCACAAUUCCGAACUCUGUGUCCAAACAUCUACUCCAUUGGGCCUCUCCACAUUCACCUGAAGAAAAGUCUAUCUUCGAAAUGUAGUGUGCCAAAGACAUCAACAUCCAACAGUAUCUGGAAAGAGGAUAUGAGUUGUAUGGAUUGGCUCGACGAGCAGCCGAACAAAUCAGUUCUAUUUGUCAGCAUUGGAAGUGUUGCAACCAUGAGCAAGGCCCAAUUGUUGGAAAUUUGGUAUGGUUUGGUGAACAGUAAGACUCGGUUCUUGUGGGUUCAAAGGCCUGGUUCAGUGAUUGGGCUUGAAGAGAACAACGAUAUUCCCAUGGAAUUGUCUAAAUAUACAAAGGAAAGGGGUUGUAUUGUUAGUUGGGCUCCACAAGAAGAAGUUUUGGCUCACCCAUCAAUUGGUGGGUUUUUAACCCAUUGUGGAUGGAACUCAACUUUGGAAAGUAUAGUAGAGGGAGUGCCUAUGAUUUGUUGGCCUUACUUUGUUGAUCAACAAGUGAACAGUAGAUAUGUUGGGGAGGUGUGGAAGCUUGGGUUAGACAUGAAAGAUGUAUGUGAUAGAGCCAUAGUUGAGAAGAUGGUUAGAGAAAUUAUGGAAGUGAGGAAAAUUGAAUUUUUGGAAAGGGGAAGGGAGAUGAGAAAGUUGGCAAUAGAAAGUGUUAAUGAAGGUGGCUCUUCGUACAAAGAUUUGGACAGUUUGGUUGAGGAUAUUAGGCUGAUGAGGAUAUAACCCUCUUAUGGAUCUAGAAUUCUUUGGGCUCUUCAUGGUGCCCGGCUACUCUUCUUUCAUUUGGUGCAUAAACAGUGUUGAAUAUGACUUGAAUUCUCUUUGUUUAAAAUUACAAACUCUUAGUGUAUGUUUGGUACGAAGGAAAAUAUUUUUCGGAAUUUUUUUUCUUUCAA